ACAUUCAGUGAAGCCCUCAUGUGCUGUACAGUUGUCAAAUAUAGUAUAAUACAAGGCGGAUGUGUUUCAUGCAAAGUUUGGUAAACACCUAUACAAAAUUGCGAAAUUAAACUGCUGCAAAACGUGAAUAUUUUCUAUUCAGUGAGGCUCUUAUAUGGUGUUCAACUGUGCAAUUGUCAAAUAUAGCAUAAUAAAAGGCGGAUGUGUUUAAGCAAGGCCGAGUUUGGUGGUAAAUACCUAUAAAACAUUGCAAGAUUAAACUCACUGCUGUAAUAUACAGCAGUGUAUUGACUGUGCAUAACAAUUGGAUGGCUGGAAGGAAGUGGAUGCUUCGAAUAAUAACAAAUCGACUUAGCAACUGAUUCAUCAAUAGUAUUACUUCAUCUAAUAGCCCUUGACAAAACUGGUGACAGAAGCUGGACAUAAACCAUUACAGGAUUGAGAAAUUAACAAGGAGUUCUAACCAAUAUCAGGGCCUAUUGAUGGGCUGGCCUUGUUUUCUGCGUUUAUUUGGACAUUUGGACACGUACGGCGAUAUAUUGAUGAACAUUUGUUGAUUGGUAGUUAUACAGUGUACGCGUGCUUUGUGGACAGGAUUGCUGGUGAUUUGGCUGAAUAACAUGCAAUUUAAUUAUCAAGACGAUAUUCUUUGCAUCUUUGACUCUGGUGUUUCGUGCUAAUUUUCACGGCCAGUCAAUUUCUUGUAUUAGUAAACCUGGGAUAACAGUGUCCUGGCUUGUAAAACAGAUGUCUGUGUUAUUGAUUUAAUUACAGAAAUCUAUUGAACGUUAAUUAGUAUAUUAGUACUUGGUGCUAGAGUGCUAAUUUCUGUGUGACUUUUGGGUAAUUUUAUAUCUUUUGGGUUGACUUUCUGAUCAUGUGAUGCUGGUAUAUGUCUUCUUUGUAAAAGUCGCCGCAGUCAUUCCGCCAGGUUGGAAUGUAUUAUUCGGGUGAAGUUUUAACGGAAAUGAAAAUUCGAACUGAGAAUCCUGGAUCCGGGCUUUCUGUGCUGUACCAUCCAUAUCUUUCAUCGACGUAUACCCCGCGCAGUAUGCCUGCCGCAAGUCCAAACACGUCCCAGUCGAGCGCCGGCAGCCAGUCCGGGGACCAGCUCAGCAAGACCAACCUCUACAUUCGGGGAUUGAACCCCAACACUACCGACAAAGAUCUGGUCAACUUAUGCACUCCAUAUGGCAAAAUAAUUUCCACCAAGGCCAUAGUGGACCAGACCACGAAUAAAUGCAAAGGUUAUGGGUUCGUUGACUUUGAGACCAACCAGGCGGCUGAACUGGCUGUACAGGCGCUACAAGCUCAGGGCAUCCAGGCUCAGAUGGCAAAGGUACAGAUUCAACAAGAGCAGGACCCAACAAACCUCUACAUCGCCAACCUGCCGCUGUACUUCUCCGAGCAGAACCUCGAGAACAUGCUUAAGGACUACGGGACGGUGAUCUCCACGCGCAUCCUGCGCAAGCCCGAUGGGGUGAGCCGCGGCGUAGGCUUUGCCCGCAUGGAGUCGAAGGAGAAGUGCGAUCAGGUGAUCAACGCCUUCAAUGGAAAGAUUCUGCCAGGAUGCGCUGAGCCUCUGUUAGCGAAAUUUGCGGAUGGUGGAAACAAGAAAAAGGUGCCGUAUAUUCAACCCACAAAAUUAUGGGCCGAUCGGACGGAUGUAACAAUCCCAACAAUUGCAUACGACCAAGCUGCCUUAACUCAAAAUGGGCUGUACCUGCCCUACAGCAUCGGGACCCCAGCUGCGGCGCUCAUGACCCCUGGGCUGCUGCCUCGUUACAGCAUGGCCACCUCGCCCACGACCUACCAGGUCCAGUCCAACCCUGGGGCUUUCGUCACACCGCAGUACAUUAUGCAACCACAGAUGGCACAUGUGAGUAAUCAUUACUACGCUGCUCUGGCAAAUGCUGGUUACCAAGUUCCUUACCAGGGGACCAUUUUACAAACAGUUCCACUUGAGGACUACGACACAGAAGGAAAACACAACCUCUCUCUCUAUCUUUCCACAGGAACACACGGUUGAGGACAUGCAUCGACACUUUCAAGCCUACACCCCCACCCCUGCCAAUCCAACCAUCUUAGUUUAAAAAGAACAUUUCCGAUGUGAUAUGGAGGCUAACAAAGAGCCAGCUACUCACCACGUCACAUGAUCAACUUACUCUCAUCUGAUUGGAUGUUGCUGCUGUCAGACAGAUUUUGAUUGGGUAGAUUAUGGUUUUGCAAGAAAGACUUGAUCUGAUUGGAUGAUUUGAAUUUAAAUUAGAUAGGAUUGGUUUAGGGUGGUGUUACAAUUUCAUUUUGUUUGUUUAAUAUUUUGACAGUGGUUUAUCCUGGAACUGUUUUGUAAAAUGUUUUCUUUCAUGUUUUAUCUAUUUGAUUUUUGUUUCUGCUGAUUUAUGAUUACAAUUUUUUGUCUUAUUUUUUAUUUUUGUAUUGUUUAAUUUUUCAUACUUAUGUUUGAUGAUUAGUGUUAAUGUAGAUAUGCAACUUACAAAAUGAAAUAGCUUUAGGCAACUGUUUUUAUCCAAACUGUACAAUUUGAACUGUAUGAGAUUAUGAAAUAAGUACCUCAAAAAGCUCAUAAAACUCUUUAGACUACAUGUAGUUUUACCAAUAGUAACAUUGACUUGCCCUAAAAUAACAAUUUUCGCAACUUACAUUGACUAUUAUUUUGAAAUAAUUUACAGGGAAUUCCCGUGACAAGUUUUGUCCUACAGCACUACCUAGAAAUAGUUCAUAUUAGCUUGUCGUUUUGAAAUUGAAUUUUGUUUAAUUUGGUGAUUGUAAAAGAAAGAUGUUUGUAAAAGAUUGACUUGAAAUGGACAAGAUAUUGAUCACAUACAAAUAUGCAAAAAACUGUUAAAUGCAUACUGUUGUUUUGUGAAUUGAUAUGUUUACAUUACAGUUUAAGUAAUUGUAUGCACUGGUUUUGAUGUGUACAUACCUGGUGAUUUGUCGAAAACCCAAAGUCUAAAUUGUUAUAGACAUAAAUUGUUGUACAUAUUUUUUUAAGUAGAUCCUAGUGUCAUUUAGUAUAGAUGUUUUUGUGUGAACUAUGUUUGUUUUGAUGACUCUUUUUGGAAAACCUAAUUUUGCCUUUAACAUGAUACAAAAACGUGAAUAAUUUUCUUUCUUUAUCAUGUUAUUCAAAUUUAAAGGGAUAAUAACAGCACACAAAAACGGGAUGAUUUCAUGAAAGAAUGGGAUUUAAUCUUAAAUAAAUGGGAUUAUUUGAUAUUAAGGAUUGGAAGUGGCAGAGUGUGUAUAAACGCACAAACUUUGUAUUGAUGGCAGAAGUGUCUUAAGUCAUGUUAUUGAGUUAUCUCUUUAAAUGUUUAAAACAAAAUAAAACAGCAAAAUUGAAUAGUGCAGUAAUUAGGUUUUCUUAUUUUUAUUCAUUUUCAUUUGAACUGUUGCAAAAAGUAAGUCAUUUUUUGUAGCAUCUCAUCAUGUUGUCAAAUAAAAAAAGUUUGUUGCUGGGGUUCUUUUCCAAUUGAAAAUAGUGCUUUAUGUUUUGAGUGUUUGUGUGUGUACGUACGUGAAUGAAUUCAAUUUAAUAUAUGAAACAAUCACCCUGUAAAUAUUUGUUCAUUAUUUCAUUAUUUUUGAUGACUGCCUUUAAAAGAAUUUUGCCUUUUCAUGAUUAAUACUUUUUGUGUACAUAAUGUUUAAACGAGUAAAUGAAUUUAUUCAAUUGUGUUGGGAAAAAUGAAUGUGGAGUAAUUUUACAAUUUCUUUAGUCGUUUGUUUCUUUACUUCUAAAGCAAAUGUGUCUAAAAGUGCUCAUUCAUUUGAUUAAUUACACCAUCUUCAAAUAUUUGUUCAUGUUUGUGACAAUGGAUACAGUCAAAAUGAAGAAACAGUGAACAAUGAGCAAAUUAGUGAUAACGUGUUGCACACAAGUUUUGAUAGAUAUAUAGACUUUAUGAGACCAAAGUUAAUGAUGUAUCAAUCAGUUUUAGGCAAAAUGCUCCACGAUUUGACGGCACUCUUGUCUGAUUUCACAGAGCUAUUUUCUUGAAUUUCACGGUCCAUUCUGUUGUUCCUUAGAUAUACUUGAUUCAAAAAAGAUGUGCGAAUUUAAACUGCCUCAAAAAUUCUUACAAAGAGGUGGGUUCAGCAUAAAGUUUGACUGUAUCAUUAACUUAUCUGAGGUUCAAAUUCUGUUUUUUUACCAAGAGGGAAACUUGCUUUUGUUCAUUCCAGCUUAAUUAUUUUAUAGUGUGAGUGGAAUCGUCCUUUACAUUUUUUUUUUUUUUAUUUACAUGUUGCAUUUGUUGGAUAAGGGAUCAACUAUUUUGUUAUUUUUGUUUGUAAGUUACACUUGAUGUGACUAUGUCUAUGUUAAAUAUGCAGACUUACGGAAACUUAAUCAGGAAAAGGCAUAUUGUACCCAAAGAGAAAAUAAAGAAAAGCGUGAAAAGUGAUAAACAAAUGAAAGUUUUGCAAAAAAGCAGAAUAACUAUGACUUUCAAAUGUGUAUUGUUAAGAGUUUUGUUCAGACCUGACCUUCAUUUAAAAAAAUUGGUGCUUUUUGUUUUUUCAGAGUUCUUGGCUUUUUUCUUCGCAAGUUUAUUUUCAUAUUUCUUGUGUUGUCAGCAAAAGCGAAGUUCAGUGUGAAUGUGAGAAUGUGUCAGUGUCGGUUUUGGUCAUUAUCGCAUGUUCAAUUUGCAAUUGUGCCAGUUUUUACAAGAAAUGACAGAGAAACUGUUGUAACUGAGGUCAAUACACACACAAAAUAAUCAAAUCAAAAUCAAAUUGUAUGUUUUCUUGACUAUAUAUUGUUAAAGAUUACUUUUAGUUAACUGAAUUUGCAAUACAUGGAUAAUAGUAUUUCAUAUAAAUAUAUUUAUAUCUACCAAGAUAUUAAACAGCCAAGAGUAUUUAUUCCACGACGAAUGUUACUAACUCAGGCACACCAGUUUCUUGUGUCAUUUUAAAUAAUGUUUCAUGAUUUUGGUAUUGUUUUGGUGUUAAAAGCUAUAUAUUAAUCAAGUACCCACAUGUUAUUAUGUGUGAUAAGAAGGGGUUUGCACUUGAUUUGCUGAAAGCAUUUUUCCAUCUGGGUUUAGUGUUGAAUAUAAUAGCCACUUUUAUGUACAUAGGUUUGUUAAGUUUUACAAAUCUAAUAGUUUUUAUUGAAAGUAGUUAUGUAUAUGUUUUUAAUUUGUAAUUUUAAAUAUAUAUUUUAUCUAUUUUUUGCCUUUAGUGUUUUUUAAUUUAUAUCCUAAUUUAUAUUUUUAUUAUUAAUAUAUAUAGUUCAAAGAGUGUACUGUAAAUUAUUUUAACAUAUUUAUUGGCAGAAAACAGAUGGUAAAAUGCUUUCUCGCAAUUCUAAGUUCGAAUUGCUUUUUCUAAUCUGUAUAGGAAAGGCGUAUGUGUAACCCACAUGCAUUGUAGCUGAGCAUUUACAAUAUUUUGCUUUUUUUUUCAAUAUUAAUUUCUGAACCAGGUGCUAUUGAGUAUAAUCAAUGUUAGAUUUAGGUUUUUAACGGACACUACAACCCAUGUAACCUUAUUAGCGUAUAUCGUGUACUUUGUACAAAGUUUGAACAAAGAACAAGCUGUGAUAUGGAUCAUUUAGAAAGAAAAGGAUUUUUUUAAUUCAAAAUACUCAGUUUUCCCCCUCAGUAAAACCUCACUUUCUGUUUUUUUUCACACCUUCCUGGAACCGUUGUAGACACAUACCAUACAUUACUCAUCACCUUUUGUGUAUCGUGUGCAACACCCCUUCCUGGAAUGUGUCUGCCUUUGGUACCAGUUGGGCAAAUCUGCAUCAUCUGAACAGGCCGAUAGUCCUCAGACUUUGAACUGAUUCUUCAGGUUUUAAACUUAAGACUCCAGAUUUUGAACUUAACUUUUCAGUGUCAAGUCAUGUUGUCAUGUUUAUUUUGUUUUCAGAUUGUGAUCUUUGGUCUUCACAGAUGUAAGGCCAGUAAAAGUAUGCCUAAGCACAAUUUUGUCUUGAAACAAAUCGGCAUAUAAAGUAAAGUUUUUUUUUGCUUUACCUUGUUUGAAUUCAAUUAUCCCUGAAAAUGGUGCGAUGACUUAACUAAAUAAUUAAACUAAAUAACUCUUUUGAAAUCCAUUUCUGAUUUUGUAGAAGCUCAUAGAUUCUCUGGAACUGUGUUAUGCAUUUUAUCAGGAGUGGAAACACCUGCAAAAUCAAACUGCGUUCGUAAUUUGCAUAUUUUAUAAACAUUAUGCACGAUAUUGUACUGCUGAGGCCUGUAGAUCAAUAGUAUUGUCUUCCAAUAAUAAACAGCAAUACUUUUUAACUGUCUUCUGAUACGUAACUGUUUUCUUUAUAUUUUUACCACUGAAUUAUUGGAUUGCUAUUCAGAAUUGUUAUUUCUUGUUACAGCUGUACUUGUUUUGGAUACAUGUCUGUUUAGAAAUGUUUUAACUAAUUACAACCAUUUAAACUUACAUAAGUCUAUUGUGCUUUGAAAAUCUGUAAGGUCGCAGUUUUACUAAAAUAUAAAAGUUGAUAUGGUAUUCCAAAGGUAGACAUUGCCAAUGUAAUCACUGUAUAUGUACUGUUUGUAGCUUACAUUAUUGGAAUAUAAACUUUUAAGAAACCUUUAAAAAAAUAUUUUUUUUAAUUUAGAUUUUAUCCAAGGACAUUUUCCUUCCCUGUAACCAUUUUACAUAUGAUGCAUUCUUUUAAUAUGCAUUUGUACUUUUUGACGAUUUUUUGUGUGUAAAUAUUGUCAUUUUUUAUUACCUUAGCAACCAAUCUACCUGACACAAUUUCUUCUGUUUUCCAGAUUUUUUGUUUGUGCAAUACCAUAAUAGUUAUAUACAAGAACAAGUUUGAGGUACUUAUAAUGACGUAAUCUGGUAUCAAAAUGACCUGGUAUCUUGGUUUUAAUGGUUUCAAACACAUUGUUCAGUUUUUUCGUUCCCUAAUGAAAAAUAUUGAAAAGACUGAUUUUAAAUGGCCCAAUAUGUGUGUACAGAACAGUGGUGGUUCAACAAUAAAUUGUUGCCGUUGAAGAAUGCCUUAAAACUUAAAAAAAAUAUAUACUGUUCUACUAUUAACUUGUUUUAAGUGUUUAUGUUAUUGCUGUCUUCUAUGGACUUGUAUAAGACAGAGGUUACGGAUGUCAAAUGGUGUUUAUUUGACAUUUUCUGCUUAUAUUUAGACAUGUUGAAUGUGUAUGAGAGAGUUUGUACAAAUGUAUUUUCAUCAAGGAACCUUUUUGUCAUUGGAAUUGUAAUUGUGAACAUCAUUCUGGAGUAAAUGAAUUGCUGAAAUUA
Dreissena polymorpha is the source of this 7269-nucleotide messenger RNA. Its product is annotated as RNA-binding motif, single-stranded-interacting protein 2-like. Bases 938 to 2029 code for a protein of 363 amino acids. Gene Ontology annotation, molecular function: poly(A) binding; mRNA 3'-UTR binding; poly(U) RNA binding. Gene Ontology annotation, cellular component: nucleus; ribonucleoprotein complex; cytosol. NCBI's taxonomy places the organism in Eukaryota, Metazoa, Mollusca, Bivalvia, Myida, Dreissenidae. The transcript has 11 exons. The record is from RefSeq and is a predicted model, not a curated record.